Drosophila ficusphila is the source of this 4928-nucleotide messenger RNA. It is a transcript of the gene RhoGAP71E, whose product is annotated as rho GTPase-activating protein 20. The coding region runs from base 587 to 3325 and encodes 912 amino acids. The record is from RefSeq and is a predicted model, not a curated record. Gene Ontology annotation, molecular function: GTPase activator activity. Gene Ontology annotation, biological process: signal transduction. The transcript is spliced from 7 exons. Lineage: Eukaryota; Metazoa; Arthropoda; Insecta; Diptera; Drosophilidae.
CAACACUUGUAAGAAAACCGAAAGCAACUCAACACUAGUAGAGAAACGAAAAUUAAACAGCAAAAGUCGAGCGUGCGGCAGACGCCACAAAGUAAUCCGAGUAACUCAACUAAACUAGUGCUAAACUAACCAAGUGAGCGCGCACUCAAUAAAAGCAAACGGUAUGCAAUAAUUCGGGCGUUUAAUUCAGCAAGCGGAGGUGCAAAGGCAAAUCAAAGCUCCGAGGCGUUGGCCAAAAAGAAGAAAAGCAAAAAGAAACGAACGAAACGCAGUGGAAAAGAGAGACGCGAAAGAAGAGAAAAAAAUGCAUACAGCAGGAGUGGUGGCGAUUUUUUAAUCAACGCAGUCGAAAACAAAGUGUUAUUGUGGUGUUAAAACCAGGACUUGAAAGUUUGGAAGAAAAGGAUAUUAAAAAUUUCUGUAGAGUGAGCAAACUAACAUUCCAGUUUAGUGAACAUGUUUGUGGCCAGCAUAAAACCAUAAAAUCUGCCCGAGCACAUUUCCCCCGCUCGUGAAAAACUCGCAUACAUACACAGGCACGCACGUACACACGCAUACACGCGUUAAGGAAAUCGCGUGAAAAACCAUGUCCAGCUGGGCAGAACGCGUCCACAGGCGUGCCGCCGAUUUGGGCAACGUGGUGACCUCCUGCGGCCACCCCGCCACAGCCCCCGCCUAUCCGUACCGCCUGGAAAAGGUGAAGUUCGGUGUGCCCCUGGAAGAGGUCUGCAAGCACAACAACAACAUUCCCGGGCCGCUGCUCGUCCUGAUCCUCAAGCUAAACAAGGAGUCGCCGAACCGCCGGGAUGUAUUCCGCGCACCCGGACACCAGGGCGCCAUGAAGAAGCUCAUCCACUUCCUGCAGGCCGGCCGACUGGUCAACGUCGACAACUACUCGGUGUUCACCAUCGCCAGUGUCUUGAAGAAGUUCCUGCGCAAGAUACCCAACGGAAUAUUCGGGCGCAGCGGCGAAAUGGAGCUAUUCGCCAUCAACGAUCUGCAAAACGAAUCCGAGCAAACGGAGCGACUGCACAGACUCUUCGGUUCGCUGCCGAAAUACACACAGCAUCUUUUAGUUUUACUGUUCGGCACAUUCCGGGUCAUCGCGAGCAAUGCGGCCCACGCCUCCACCGGAAUGACCAGCGAGGCGCUGGGCGUGUCCGUGGCCCCCAGUUUCUUUCAAUCCUGCGUCAGCGAUGGCAAGACCGCUCGCAUGGAGGAUGUGCUCAAGUUCAAGGUCUCCACCAAGAUCAUGCAGAAUAUAAUUGAUAAGUUUGCCACACACGACAUUUUUGGGCGGGACAAUUACGAGUACUACGCCCGCGUCACCGGACGCAUUCUCAAGGUGCAGGACGAGUGGAUAUGCAGUUUCCAAUAUCCACCACCGCCACGUGGCAAGUUGGCUCAACAGAAAUACGCAUUGCAACAUUCUUUGGAGGCGGAGAAGACCUGGCUGCAAUGCCAAUGCGAGCGUUGGGGCUUACUGGCCCAGGAGGAGUCCCGCUCGACGCCCGCCCUGCUGACCAGCUCCAGUUCGGCGCUGGAGAACAGUGUCCUCUCGCUGGGCGUCUCGCCGGAGCACUCGUUCAUCGAGAGCUGUGCCCGCCUCUCCGUUUCGCUGGAGGGACCCGGCAUCUUUGCCAUGACUUCGUCCCCGCUGCCGGCGAAGCGGAAUGGCAACGGAAACGGCAAUGCCACGGACUAUGACUACGAUGACUAUGCCGACGACGACGAGGACAACGAUGAGUUGGACGGAGUGCAUGACUUUGGUGCCGAGCUGGAGAUUAGCAGCAUAGCGCCGCCGCAGGGCAGCCGCGGCAUCUAUCGCCACAAGCAGCGCGUGCAGCAGCCAUCGCAUCACUACCAACAACAGCAGCAACAGCAGCUGCAGCAACAGCAGCAGCAGCAGGUGCAGCCGCAUCAGCGGGACUACGAGGACGACGACGACGACGAUGAGGACGAGAUGACCUACGUGAAGCGGCGCUAUCGACAAAACAAGAAGAAGCCAGCGCCGCCGAGCAGCAGUCAUCAUCAGAGGCGGCUGCGCACGGGAACCAAGAGUUUGGACGGCGGCGGCGGCGGAGAACGACAUCGUUCGGCAUCGGGAGCCGGAGGAUCCGGAUCAGGAGUAGCAGCUGGCCAAGGAGGAGUAGCAGCGGCUGGGAAUCCCACGCCACCGAAGCUCAAGCAGCGAACCUGCAGUCGCUGCAAUCGUGGAAUUCGACACAGCAGCUCUUGCAGCUCGAACUCGGCCGGAGCAACGGGCUCCGGCAAUGGAGGAGGCUCCGGAGGAUCCGGCGGAGCUGAGGGCGGCGGCGGCAUGACCAUGGAGGAGCUGCGGGCCGUCAACCGAUAUGCGGAGAGCACCAAGAGCCUCUCGUAUCUGCCACAGGUCCAUGAACGCCAAACCGCACGCAUGCGCACUCGCUCCGAAUGGUUCCUGGGACCGCGGGAUGCGGUGGUCACGCUGCAGCUGCCGGCGGACACCUGCAGCAACUGCUGCCUGGCGGCUGCCGCUGGAUAUUUGGGCGGCGGCAGCACCAGGGACAUGCGACAGGCUCAAACGGAAGGCGAACGGAAUCAGGCGGCCUUGCUCUAUCACUUUUAUCGCCGCCAACAACAGCAACAGCAGCAGCAGCAACAACAGGAGCAGCAGCACUAUGACGACAUGAUGGACACCGAGGAUAGCUAUGGACAGCAGAAGGAGCAGCAGCAGCAACACCAACAGCAGCAGGAGCAACACCAACAGCAACAGAUACAUUCCAAGGGCCUCUUGAGGCCACCGCCCAUGCAACAUCAGCAGCAACAGCAGCAGCGUCGCCUGCUGCUGGACGUCAAUUCGGUUGGCAACAUCCGUUUGAGUAACAGCGCCGAGUCCAUUCAGUACGCAGCCCGACGACCGGUGGCCAGUUUUGGGCUCAACACCGGCGGCCUUGGCGGCGGCGGCGGCGCCAUCAACAGCAGCAGCACCACCACCCACAAUCCCACCACCCGGCGGCUGCUCAUCAAUGUGCCGCGCCAGUAUCGAUCCUCGCUGCGGCGCAACAAGGAGAAGCAGAUCGGCGGCAAUAGUCAGAGCAACAGUAGCAAUAGCCUGGGCAGUGAUCAUCUGGCCGGAAAUCCUGGAGCAGCUGGCGGAGCUGGAUCCUCCGGCGGUGUUUCGGUGCUGAACAAGCCCCUGCUGAUGGUGGGCAUCCUGCCGGGUGCCGAGCAGCCGCCGUCGGUGAGGAACUCGAUCGCCGAGUGCGGCAUCUCCACGCCGGAUGCCAUGGACGUGGGUGUGGAGUGCAGCACCACGCUCAGCUUCAAGCCGCCGCGACUGUAACAAGGACACCGGCACAUCGAACCGAAUGCUGAGGACGCCCAGGACUCGUCGGCAUUGUGACAGCUAUAAUUAUGUUAGGAUCUAACCAUUUUUUAAGUGAAAACCAUUUUUUAAUACGUAUACUUCCAACACAAACAAACACACAAAAGAAAAAAAACAGGGGUUUUAUAGCGAUUUCUGAGGAUUGAAUGAAAGAAACAGCGGAAUACAAUAUUGAUGUAACCAAUUUUAUCUCUCAUUUCACGAAACUAUUUUUCCAAUCCCAAUAGAAACCCGUGAAACCCCAAAAAAGAUCAUACAUUAGGUUAUGGUAAACGAUAUAUGUAUUUAAUGUGUAUAGCAAGAAAAGGCUGAUUUUCUUUAGUUAAACAUACAAACAAACAAAACAAAAACAAAAGAGAAUACGAACGAAGGAAAGGAAAACAAUUUACAACUAAAACUAACUAUAUAAUGCAACAAAUUGCCAAAUUUUAUUCAGCAUCCAUUUCGUUGUGUGAACUAGGUUGACUUUAGUUUAUGUUUUAGCCAAGAAUCUCUCAAACUUGAACAUUGUCAAGGUAAAAAUAAACGAAAUUUUCACCUGAACGCUAACCGAAACAACGAUACAAAAAGCGGAGAACUUUCUCAGCUCUGCAGCAUCUGAACAAUCCAAGCAAUCAAUUUCGAGGCCGACUCUCUGUCUUUUUAUGAACCAACGUACAUGUUACUUCUAAUUAAAAUUAUAACUAAUCGAAUUAAUGGAGCAGGAGCUGCAAUGCAAUCUCACAGACCCAACAAAUCAACAACUACAGAAUAACAUUCAUUUUUGAUACAGACAAGUACAAAAGCAAAACUAAACAGAAACCAAUCGAGAAUAUCUAAUAUAAAGUGUACAUUAUUCUUACAAAGAAGAAAAAAACAAACAAAAACAACAAAAGUUAGCAUUUAAUAUCUAGUUAAGCGUUUUGAAAUUAUACCUACAACAACUGCGAACGGAAAUCAACUUGUAAUGCGAACGUUGUUUUCAUGAUGUUAUCGUUAAUAGUGCUAUGUGUACAUAUAUUCGUGUAUGUCUAUGUGUCCAAGAUAUAUAUAAUAUGUAUAUUUACUAAACGAUAUGCGAAAACAGCCCUUCUCGCGGGGAAUCAGAACAACCAAACAAAAGCUUGAGCAAACGAGAAAAUUCCAUUUUAUAUAGCAGCUGAUUUAGCGAGUCCUCUGUACGACUAGUUUUAGAUAGUUCCAAUCCAAGCAAAAGAUCUGCCGAAGGACCCACCCCUUGGGUGCACUUCGGAUCGAUUUUCACUGCCCCGCCACUGAAGAAAAGUUCUGUUUCCCUUCGCCCCAGACUUGGAGAUUUUUCAUCUGUAAUUGAAAAAUUCUUUGCAAUGUUGGGGUACAAUGAAAUUUCCUCGCUGUGUUUUGCCACAUUUGGUGUGUUUGUUAAAUUAAAUUUACAUAAUUAAUCUAAAUGUUAGCUAAGGAUAUGAAACAAGUGUUAAAUUUACCACUUCUUUGGCCAUUUCAUACGUAGUAUGAAACGCAUCCAUUAAAUAUUUAAAUUAAGUGCAUAAAGCUCUGAAUGUUGCCCAGAACUUAGGAAUAAAUAUCCAAGAAACACCAA